Molecule: messenger RNA, 5393 nt
Organism: Nerophis lumbriciformis (worm pipefish)
Lineage: Eukaryota; Metazoa; Chordata; Actinopteri; Syngnathiformes; Syngnathidae
Gene: map3k21
Product: mitogen-activated protein kinase kinase kinase 21
Biological process (GO): protein phosphorylation
Molecular function (GO): JUN kinase kinase kinase activity; ATP binding; protein binding
Source: RefSeq, a predicted model, not a curated record
UCAAGCGGCUUCUUGUGGUCUCACAGUCUCAGCGGCCAAAGAACUCACUUGGACUCGCUCACACGCCAAGUGUUGGCCUCAAAUGUGGCGGACUCACACUUCAUAACCCCGACGAUGUUCGACGGCACGUUGAGGGUUCCACCGCCGGCUUUAGCGCACAGUGGAGCCGAGACAACAACUUUGUCCAACUUUGGCUGCUAACUGAAGCUAAGUAAUGCUAACUGAUGCUAACUGAAGCUAACCGAUGCUAACCGAUGCUAACCCCGCCAGCCGCACUUCUUAAGUGCCGUGAGGAAGUCUUCCUGACGCUGCCAACUGAAAGAAGCGCUCCUUUUUUCCGGUGGAGCGUCACUAAAAGUGGACUUUAAAAGAGGGAAAAGGCUGCUGGAAGUAGACGGGGCAGGUGCACCUUCCUCCUCCUCCCCGCGGCACCUGCUGCUCCUCGCUGUAGCUUGCUAGCGUUAGCAUCGCAGAAGUCAGGACUUAGUUUACUUUUGCACGUUUUGCCCUCCAACUGUUGUUUUUAACACUUUACAUCAGAUCUCGAGCAGACAGGGAGAAUUUGCAACUUUUCGGCUGCAGCAUUAUCCUCCCCAGGCGAGCGGAUAGACUUCCAGCCCAGAGGGACACUCCCCGCCUCGCAGAGGGACUUUGGCAGGCAGGGACUCCCAUUUCAAAGCCGACUUCUGCCAGGUAGGGACUCUCCUUUCAAAGCCGACUUUGGUCAGGCAGGGACUCCCCUUUCAAAGCCGACUUCGGUCAGGCAGGUGCUCCCCUUUCAAAGCCGACUUCUGCCAGGUAGGGACUCCCCUUUCAAAGCCGACUUUGGCCAGGCAGGGACUCCCCUUUCAAAGCCGACUUCUGCCAGGUAAAGACUCCCCUUUCAAAGCCGACUUCUGCCAGGUAGGGACUCUCCUUUCAAAGCCGACUUUGGUCAGGCAGGUGCUCCCCUUUCAAAGCCGACAUCUGAUACAACAACAUGCCUUUUCUAAAAGUCACUUUUUCGCUUUUGUGAUUGAACCCUAUGCUGUCACUACGGCCACCGAGCAAUGGAUGUCUCGCAGGCCGCUUUCCCAAACGGUGAAGGGCGGCCGGGCGGGGAGCAUGCCUGGACGGAUUGUCACUCGGCGCCGCUGUGCCCUACUCACUCCCUGUGGACGGCCGCCUACGACUACGAGGCCAGCGGCGAGGACGAGCUCAGUCUGCGCACCGGGGACGUGGUGGAGGUCCUGUCCAAGGACGCCGCCAUCUCCGGGGACGAGGGCUGGUGGACGGGGAAGAUCAACCACCGGGUCGGCAUCUUCCCCUCCAACUACGUCACCUUCCAGCCGGCCAUUUACCGCCUGCCCGUCGCCAGCGUGCGGGAGCGCAUCCCCAGCUCGCCCGUCCAGAUCCCCUUCAGCGAGCUGGUGCUGGAGGAGAUCAUCGGCGUCGGGGGCUUCGGCAAAGUCUACCGGGGCACGUGGAAGGAGCAGGAGGUGGCCGUGAAGGCGGCCCGGCAGGACCCGGACGAGGACAUCAUGGCCACGGCGGCCAGUGUCAAGCAGGAGGCCAAGCUCUUCUCCAUGCUGCAGCACCCCAACAUCAUCAAGCUGGAGGGCGUGUGCUUGGAGGAGCCCAACCUGUGCCUGGUCAUGGAGUACGCCCGAGGGGGCACGCUGAACCGGGUGUUGACCGGCAGGCGGAUACCCCCGCACAUCCUAGUCAACUGGGCCGUGCAGAUUGCCCGAGGGAUGCACUACCUGCACGAGGAGGCCGUGGUGCGCCUCAUCCACCGCGACCUCAAGUCCAGCAACAUUCUCUUACUUGAACACAUUGAGAACGACGACAUCGGCAGGAAGACCUUGAAGAUCACAGACUUCGGCCUGGCCAGGGAGUGGCACAGAACCACCAAAAUGUCUGCAGCGGGCACCUACUCCUGGAUGGCCCCUGAGGUCAUCAAGUCGUCUCUCUUCUCCAAAGGCAGUGAUGUCUGGGGAUAUGGAGUUCUGCUGUGGGAGCUGCUGACUGGAGAGGUGCCUUACCGAGGAAUAGACGGCCUGGCUGUUGCUUACGGCGUGGCGGUCAACAAGUUAACUCUACCCAUCCCCUCCACCUGCCCACAACCCUUCGCCAAGCUCAUGGAAGAGUGCUGGGACCAGGACCCCCACGUGCGGCCCUCCUUCUCCUGCAUCCUGGAGCAGCUGUCGGCCAUCGAGGAGGCGGUGAUGGCCACCAUGCCGCAGGACUCCUUCCACAUCAUGCAGGACGACUGGCGUGUGGAGAUCCAGGAGAUGUUUGAUGAGCUCAGGACCAAAGAGAAGGAGCUGCGUUCCAGGGAGGAGGAGCUGACCCGGGCCGCCCUGCAGCAGAAGUCCCAGGAGGAGGUGCUGAAGCGACGCGAGCAGCAGUUGGCGGAGCGUGAGAUCAACGUGUUGGAGAGAGAGCUCAACAUCCUCAUCUUCCACAUGAACAAGGACAAGCCCAACGUCAAGAAGAGGAAGGGCAAGUUCAAACGCUCCCGCCUCAAACUCAAGGAUGGAAACCGCAUCAGCUUACCCUCAGACUUCCAGCACAAGAUCACAGUGCAGGCCUCACCUUCCAUGGACAAGAGGCGGAGCCUUCACAGCACAAGCUCCUCCCCUCCCAGCAGUCCCACACUCAUCCCCCGCCUACGAGCUAUUCAGCUCACACAGGAUGAGAGCAAGCGUACGUGGGGUCGCAGCGCCCUCUUCAGGCCGGAGGAGUUUGAGGACGUGAGGAAGGGCAUCAAGAAGAAAGGGAGGACUUGGGGGCCCAGUUCUGUGCAGACCAAGGAGAGGCCGGCCGCCACUGAGAGAGUGCGUCCUCUCUCUGACGGCAGCAACCCCUGGUCUACUAGUCUGAUCAAGUCCCACAAGUCUGUCCCUCUGGCCGCACUCUUUGCUGAACAAGCAGGGGGCGGCAAGGAGGAGGAAGGUCCUGACAAACCAAAGCAGCUGAAGUUCCCCAACCAGGUCUACAUCCAUCUACCUCUGUGGCGGGACGAGCUCGCAGACGUCCCCACGUCUCCAGGCCAGACGGAGAGUUCUGACGAGCCCUACACCACCACCUCCACCUCCUCCGCCUCCACCACCCCCCAGCUCACCCCCACCAACAGCCUGAAGAGGGCGUCUGCGCGCCGCAAGACCGACUCGGUGUUGUACGUGUGCGGCUCGCUGCUGGCGUCCGUGGUGCUGGGCUGUGACGUCAGGGAGGCGCUGAAGAACGUGGAGGAUGGUGAGCCACCACGGGAGGAGAAGGAGAAGAAGCGCAAGGAGGGAUUGUUUCAGCGCGCCACCAGGUUCCGACGCAGCACCUCCCCGCCCGGUGCUCGCCCCCGCAAGGAGGAGGCCGCCCCUAGCCCCGCCCCCAACCUCAAUCUGGUCUCCAUGUCCGCCAUCGUGGAGAGUCAGUCCACCAGCUGUCUCCUGCAGUCCCAGGCUGAGACCUCGCAGUCCAAACCCCCCAAGAUGGAGCCCACGGCUUCUAGUCAACCCAGCCAGCUCCCAAGCCCCGCCCCCGGCGCCAACCAGCUGACCAACCACAACACAGGAACACGCCUGCGCAGGAAGAAAUACAGCAUCAACCACCACACUAACUCCGCCCCCAGCCUGCCUCCACCCAGCGUGCAGAAGAAGAAGCGGUGCAGCACACCUGGUCAGCAGGUGAAGUCUCACACCUGGGCUCUGCUGCGAGGACACAAGAGUUACUCCCUGGGUCACUACUCUGGAGACAAGGCGGCACAGAACCUCAAUGUGGUGUUGUCCUCCACCCAGGUGGGCGUGGCCUGCUCGCUACUGGACAUGGACGCUGAGGGCCAGAAGCACGACUGCACCGUGCCACUGUGUCGCAUUCAGAGCUCACCUGGGCGCGCCUCCGUCUUUCAGCUGGAGAAGAAGUUCCUCUCGUAGGUGCACCACCCACCUGAGGAAGUUCUUCAGGGUGCACCACCCAUCUGAGGGGGUUCUUCAGGGUGCACCACCCACCUCAGAAAGUUCUUCAGGGUGCACCACCCACCUGAGGAAGUUCUUCAAGGUGCACCACGCAUCUGAGGGGGUUCUUCAGGGUGCACCACCCACUUUAGGUAGUUCUUCAUGGUGCACCACCCAUCUGAAGAAGUUCUUCAAGGUGCACAGCGCAUCUGAGGGGGUUCUUCAGGGUGCACCAGCCUACUGAGGAAGUUCAAGGUGCACCACACAUCUGAGGAAGUUCAAGGUGCACCACACAUCUGAGGGGGUUCUUCAGGGUGCACCACCCACCUGAAGAAGUUCUUCAGGGUGCACCACCCAUCUGAGGGGGUUCUUCAGGGUGCACCACCCACCUGAAGAAGUUCUUCAGGGUGCACCACCCAUCUGAGGGGGUUCUUCAGAGUGCACCACCCACCUGAAGAAGUUCUUCAGGGUGCACCACCCACCUGAGGUGGUUCCACAAAGUCUUCCUUCUAGAACCUGAUGACGUGUUUGCACAAGGUGCUCACUGAGGCCUCCUAGCUGUCUCCUGGUGUCGGUGCAGCAAAUAUGAAAAGUACUUUUUGUGUAUUUGAUAUUUUUCUAGAGAGAAUUGAAGACAUUCCACAGGAAGGUCCACACCUUGGAGAUCACCUUUCUAAUGUGCUGUGAAUAUGCUGCUUCUGAUCUUUCCCACUGGAGAUGUGACACACCUGCAGCCUGAAGAAGGUUCUCCUAGUGGAGAUGUGACACACCUGCAGCCUGAAGAAUGUUCUCCUAGUGGAGAUGUGACACACCUGCAGCCUGAAGAAGGUUCUCCUAGUGGAGAUGUGACACACCUGCAGACUGAAGAAUGUUCUCCUAGUGGAGAUGUGACACACCUGCAGACUGAAGAAUGUUCUCCUAGUGGAGAUGUGACACACCUGCAGCCUGAAGAAGGUUCUCCUAGUGGAGAUGUGACACACCUGCAGCCUGAAGAAGGUUCUCCUAGUGGAGAUGUGACACACCUGCAGACUGAAGAAUGUUCUCCUAGUGGAGAUGUGACACACCUGCAGCCUGAAGAAGGUUCUCCUAGUGGAGAUGUGACACACCUGCAGCCUGAAGAAGUCCAACAAGUCAAGAAGGAAAAGAAUGACUUAGAUUUCAUUUUGAUGACUUUUCCCAACUGAACAAUCAUGUGACUGCAGCCAACAUGAUCACUGCAACCUGAUUGGUGCUUAGUUAACACACACACACACACACACACACACACACACACACACACACACACACACACACACACACACACACAGAGAGAGAGUGAAAUCCCAAACGUUGUAAAUAGAAGUUGUGUGUUUGGGAAAUGACACGGGUGUGAAAUGUCACACAGUCAUCACAGGAAGUGCCACAGCGGGACUGGAACCCGCGCAGCAACAUUAUGAAGCAAUACAAACAUUCCACACUGGA